This is a messenger RNA of Sitophilus oryzae (rice weevil), 2003 nucleotides long. Its product is annotated as MFS-type transporter SLC18B1-like. The record is from RefSeq and is a predicted model, not a curated record. Gene Ontology annotation, molecular function: transmembrane transporter activity. The transcript has 13 exons. The coding region runs from base 152 to 1882 and encodes 576 amino acids. Gene Ontology annotation, biological process: transmembrane transport. Lineage: Eukaryota; Metazoa; Arthropoda; Insecta; Coleoptera; Curculionidae.
AACCUUAUUUAUUUGUGAUAUAUACAAAGAAAUUUAAUUGGUUGUUCCGAAAGAUACGUGAAAUAUUAAACAACACAUUUUUCAGUGAUUGUGAAUAAUUAAAAUUGUAUUUUUACUAGAAGUAAUAAGCCCGCUCAGAGUUAAUAGCACAAUGGCAGCGAAUGAACCUGUACCAUAUAAAUCAAGUGAUCUACCGUCAGAGGCUCCUGGUUCAAAUUCUAGCAAGAGCAGUUUUGCCUUUUCAUCCAAUUCGGGUAAUUUCAGACCUGGAAUAUACAGAAAAUAUCCUCGGAGUAAAUCCUUAUCGAACAUCGCCCCUGAUGAUUACACCCCUGGAGAAAUAAGAAGGAUCAAAGAAAGACUGCUCAGAACUACAUCUCAUCUGGAACCUUCAGCGAUUAGGAAAUUUACCAAAUUCCAAAAAGUUACAUUGGCAAUGUUAGCUUUGGUCGAUUUCUUUUGCUUUUGUUCCAUGUCAAUCAUGGCACCCUUUUUCCCUAAAGAAGCAGCUGAUAAAGGAUUAUCGGAUACCACAUCUGGAAUAGUGUUUAGUUUUUAUGCUUUAGUCAUGUUUCUAUCAUCCCCAGUAUUUGGAAAAAUUCUUCCUAAAAUAGGUGCAAAGUUUGUCUUCUUAUUAGGAAUGUUUGUAGCGGGCAUAUGUAAUUUAUUAUUUGGUAUGUUAGAAUACGUUACGGAUUAUACGAUAUUUACCACACUAUGUUUGGUUAUAAGAGGAUUUGAAGCUUUGGGUGCAAGUGCAUUUUCCACGGCUAGCUACGUGUUUGUAGUCAAUACCUUUCCUAAUAACAUUGGAUCAGUGAUAGGAAUCUUGGAAACAUUUGUAGGGUUAGGUAUGAGUACCGGCCCGGUACUUGGAGGAUUUCUUUAUUCGGUAGGCGGUUUCGAUUUACCAUUUAUUGUUUUGGGCGUUUCCAUGAUGGCUAUUGUUCCGCUAAAUAUGUGGCUCCUGCCAACUGUUGAAGAUUUUGAUAACGUGUCCAACAAGAAAACUUCUGUAUUGAAGCUGAUUAAAGUACCUGCGGUGUCUGUAACAGGUCUGGUAGUGGUUAUAGUUUCAAGCGUAUGGUCGUUUUUAGAUCCGACACUGGAACCCCAUUUACGACAGUUCAAUUUAAGUCCAGAGAAAAUUGGAUUGAUCUUUCUUUUAUUUUCCGCCCUAUAUGGUCUAUCCAGCCCUGCCUGGGGUUGGUUGGCGGAUAAAGUUAACAACCAUUGGUCAAUGAUGGUAGUGGGACUGUUCAUGUGCACUAUAGGAUUGUUGCUAUUAGGUCCAUGUCCAUUUAUUCCAAAUAUAGAAAGUUCCCUUUGGUUGAACUUAGUGGCCUUGUCAUUAUUGGGUAUAUCUGUAGCUUUAGCCUUGAUGCCAACUUUCCAAGGAGUUUUAAACAGUGCAAUACAUGGAGGAUGCAGCGAUUCCAUAACAACGUAUAGUGUCGUCGCUGGCGUUUGGUCUAGCAUGUACUCUUUAGGAGAAGUUGUUGGCCCGUUAUUAGGUGGAUUCCUAUUGGACAAUUACGGAUUUCCUAUAUCAUCCACUGUAAUGGCUGCAUCAACAUUCUUUAUGGGUAUCGUAGCUUUCUUCUUUUUCGUAUUCAAAUCGGUCUGGCACGAGAAUGAAAGUGAAUCAGAUAGUGGAAUAAGCGGUUCCUGGAGGAGUCAACAUAGCGAAGACAGUGUAGAAUCUACUCCGCUUUUAUUGUCAUCUAUUGGAUCCAAUUAUCGAGCAUACACUGAAGAAAAAAUCCAGUAUUACGAGCAAAGCAGAAAACAUGAAACUGAGCUGGGAGAUACUGAUUUCGAUCAAGUAACUGAUAUAAGAGGGACGGUAUCAAUAACAUCUAAAGGAGCCUGUGAGGUGUAAUUAGUUAAUGCACACAUAUGUAUACAAUUAAACGUAUUAUGUACUUUUUAUAUGUAUAUACAUAAGUAUAAAUAGAUUUAUAACAAUUAAAAAAUUUAACAAUAAAUAUUUGAUACAUUUU